CUGACCGCUCCAAACGUCUCUUUAAAUAAAACACUGGGAGUUUAUCUGGAGUUUUGUGUCCGUUUGCGUGGAGUCCAGCUCACGUUAUUUCUACAGCAAAUUGGAACAAAAAAAGAAAAGGUCAAGAACAGUUUUCCAAACACACGUCGCAACAUGACAAAGGAUCAAAACGAGAAAAACAGAAGCGGAACCAAGACUUCAGUCCUGCCUCAAGUCCGGUACCACCCGAGUAUCCAGAACCCUGCCCAGAACCCUGCCCAGAACCCUGCCAAACACCCUGCCAAACACCCUGCCAAACACCCUGCCAGUCAGACCAGGAACCCUCAGAAAUCCUCCAAAAAUGAACCAAACGGACUGAGGUUUGGUGGAGAAGAUGAACCUCAAAGUUUGUCUGAAAACACAAGACCAGAUUUGAAAAGUGAGAAUUUCGGAGCUUUUGACGGAACCAAAAUUAUUGCAAAAAAUUCAGGAAACAAAAUCCAAAACACUACAAACUGUGGAACUUUUUUGGAAAAUGUUCAAAUGUCCACGAGAAGUUCCAGAAGUGUAAAAAGUGGAGCUCGGACAGAACCGAAGCGCGAUUCGAAAACUCAAACUUCAGGAAAGAAAAUCGUACCUCAGGUUUGGUACCACCCGAGUAUUAAGGUCUCAGGAGUCGCAGGAGGAACUGUGGAGUCCAGGAGGUCGCCGGAGAUGGAGCGAACGAAACGCGCGGGCGAAGUGAAGGGUCGGGAGGGCGGCGCUGGAGUCCAAGACGGAGCGACAGACGGUGCAACUCGAAACGCGCGACGAGCAAAAAGAACGUCCAAAAACGAAACCGCGAAAAGGUCUGGAACUGCAAAAGGAACGUCUGAAAACACCGGACUAGAAAACGAGGGCGGGGAUCGCGAGACAGGACCGAAAGAUGAGCCUCUAAACGGGGCAAAGACGGACGGGACCAAGACGGGAUCCGGUGGAGAAGGUUCAACCCAGUUUUCACAAGUUCAGGCUCGAAAAGGGACGAGGAAAAACGCAAAAACGCAAAGCGACGAAGCGUUGAGUGGAGCAGACGGCGAGACGAGGUCAAACGACGAGCGACCAGACGCAGCAAAAGUCGAGAAUCAAACGCCAACAUUGGGGACAAAAUCCACAAAGCUCCAAACUCCUGGAAAUGACCAAGAGUCCCCAAGUCCUGAGCCGGGCCCCGCGGUGGACCGAGCCCUGGACGUGGACUUCAGACCGGGAUCUUCGUUGGACCCGGUUCUCGUGGAGCAGGUGGAAGUCCGGACCCGAGGCCAGAGGACAAACCCGGAAUGGUUCAGAUUCAGGAAGAACCGGAUCACGGCGUCGGUGGCUCAUUCCAUCGCUCACUGCAAAUAUGUGAACGGAAAAAGUACAACGCCUCCCGAGUCCUACGUCAGGACUGUUCUAGGUGAAAGUGCUCGUGUUCGGACCAGAGCCAUGACCUGGGGCAUCGAUCACGAGGAGGAGGCCGUCCUCAAGUAUCAGGUGAGGCAGAGUGUGGUUCUGUCUCGUCCUCUCUGUGUUCAGGGGUGUGGUCUGUUCAUCGACGGAGCUCGUCCGUGGUUGGCCGCGAGUCCGGACGGGAUCGUGACGGACGCUCGGACCGGCCAAUGGCUGCGCUGCCUCGAGGUCAAGUGUCCCUACAAACACCGAGCGCGCUCAGUAGAGACGGCGGCGAAGAGCGACCGCACCUUCUGUCUGCAGCUCGACCACGACCAGCAGGGGGCGCCACAGUUGUCCCUGAGGAGGACCCACCCGUACUUCACACAGGUCCAGUGUCAGUUGGCCGUCACCGGGUUGAAAGUCGCCGAUUUCGUGGUCUUCACCGAGUCGGACCUGGCCGUGGUCCAGGUCCAGUUCGACCCGGACUUUUGGGACCAGACCGUGUCCAAACUGGAGCAGUUCUACUUAAAGGCCGUGAUCCCGGCGCUGAGAGAGAAAAACCCAGCCUGGACCCCGGAGAUCUGA
Messenger RNA from Boleophthalmus pectinirostris (great blue-spotted mudskipper), 1971 nucleotides. RefSeq lists its product as uncharacterized. The transcript has 5 exons. Bases 154 to 1971 code for a protein of 605 amino acids. Lineage: Eukaryota; Metazoa; Chordata; Actinopteri; Gobiiformes; Gobiidae. The record is from RefSeq and is a predicted model, not a curated record.